AUGUUUGACGGAGCCAAGUCUCCCAAAGAUAAAUACCAAUCCGAACGUACUAUCCGCGUUGACGCCAUGCCUCCUCCUUAUCGAUCUACAUACGUUGUCGAACCAACUCUUGUACCUGUUAAUUCCUACCGCGAAAGCAUGUACUAUGCUCAAGAAAGAGAACGCGAGCGAGAGCGAGAACGCGAGAGAGUACUAGACUUUGAGCGGGAGAGAGAAAGAGAUAGGGAAAGAGGUCGAAGACCGAGUUGUUCAGAUCUCUUUCAUAAUAUCGAUGUGAUACAACGUCUAGGCGAAAGAUUCAAGGGGUUAAAUACGACCUUUUCACCACCGGCGCCCUCGGUCGCCCAUUCGAACUCAAGCGCAGCCUGUCAUACUUCUUCAAGUGCUGGUAAUAGUAACACACAUGCUCGAACCCAACCCCAAAUCCAAACUCAAACAAACGAGAGUUUUGCGAACACGGCGAUAUUGGCGGCGAGGAUUAAAGAGCUAGAAAAGGAGAAAGAGUUAGCGAGGGAAAAAGAAAUCGAAAAGCUGAGCGGUGGAUUGAAUAGUGUUCGGGGAGAUAUUAAGGGGCUGCAGAUGAAAUCUGAGAGAGAAGAAGGGAGAAGAGAAGGUAGAAUAGAGGGGAUGGGUAUCAAUAUUUUGGGUACUGGGAAUUUACCUCCAUUUGGCGAGACCUGGAUCAACACGAAUGGAGAAAUCAACCAUUUCUCGCCAUCUCGCGGCCAAGAUCUAGAAGUCGAGACAUCGAGACGAAGAAAUGAGACGGAACAACAGAAUACACGGGGUAAAGUGGAUGAGGAAGCUAUUUUUCGCAGGAUAGAUGAUAAGUUUGCGGAGGGAAGGAUUGAUCGGUUGUCGGAUGCGGAGAGAGAGUUUGGAGAGCGACAGCGGGAGAUGGUUGCGGUGAUGGGGAGAGGAAGGGAUAAUGAGAGUGCGGUUAGGAUGAAUAGGUUUGAGGAUAGAGUUGAGGGGCGGGUGGAAAGAGUUGAGGAUCGGGUUGAGAGGAUUGUGGAGAGGGAGAUGGGGAGGGGAAGAGUAUUUGGCGAGGGCAUUAGAGAUAGAGAUAGGGAAAGAGAUAGGGAAAGAAGAGAUAGAAGUGAGGUUGGGAGAGAAAGAUAUGCAAGACCUAGAAUUAUGAGAGAAAGGGAGAGGGAGAGAGAUUGGGAGUAUGGAUAUGAGAAUAGAGCGGUACCUGGGGGGCCGAGAUAUCGGGGGUAUAUUUAG
This is a messenger RNA of Botrytis byssoidea, 1227 nucleotides long. RefSeq lists its product as uncharacterized. The record is from RefSeq and is a predicted model, not a curated record. The coding region runs from base 1 to 1227 and encodes 408 amino acids. The transcript has a single exon. NCBI's taxonomy places the organism in Eukaryota, Fungi, Ascomycota, Leotiomycetes, Helotiales, Sclerotiniaceae.